Messenger RNA from Salpingoeca rosetta, 2885 nucleotides. RefSeq lists its product as uncharacterized. Bases 77 to 2752 code for a protein of 891 amino acids. Gene Ontology annotation, molecular function: ATP hydrolysis activity; ATP-dependent DNA damage sensor activity; ATP binding. NCBI's taxonomy places the organism in Eukaryota, Choanoflagellata, Craspedida, Salpingoecidae. Gene Ontology annotation, cellular component: MutLalpha complex. The transcript is spliced from 23 exons. Gene Ontology annotation, biological process: mismatch repair. The record is from RefSeq and is a predicted model, not a curated record.
UUGGCGCGCUGAUACACACUCAAACACACCGCGGCAACCACGACAACACUGCUGGUGGUGUGGAUGGGGAGAGACGAUGGCGACGACCAAGCGCAUCGUGCGGCUGGAAGAGGAUGUUGUGAACCGCAUCGCUGCUGGCGAGGUGAUCCAGCGGCCUGCCAAUGCCAUCAAGGAGAUGUUUGAGAACGCUUUGGAUGCCGGGGCCUCCAGCAUCUCUGUCGUGGUCAAGAGUGGCGGCUUGAAGAUGCUUCAGAUUCAGGAUGAUGGGCACGGCAUCAACCGAAAGGACAUGGAUAUUGUGUGCGAGCGGUUUACAACGAGCAAGUUGACCAAGUUUGAAGACUUGACAACGAUUGCCACCCACGGGUUUCGUGGCGAAGCCCUGGCCAGUAUCUCCCAUGUCGCUCAUCUCAGCAUCAUCUCUCGCACAAAGGACUCCCCAUGCGCUUACAAGGCGCACUAUCGCGAUGGCAAGCUCACGCCACCCAAACCAGGCAAACCCAGCGACCCAAAGCCAUGCGCCGGCAACCAGGGCACACAGAUUACGGUGGAAGAUCUGUUUUUCAAUGUUCCGACGCGCCGCCGGGCCCUCAAAAGCCCUUCUGAUGAGCUCAACCGCAUCAUGGACAUCAUGUCGAGGUAUGCUGUGCACAACUCUGGUGUUGGGGUGUCACUCAAGAAGCAUGGAGAAACCAGCCCUCUGCUCAGAACUACACCAGGCGCAACAACGCGGGACAACAUUGCUGCAAUUUACGGGUCGAAGGUUGCCAACGAGCUGCUCGAGAUUGAGGACGCUGACGAGGAGUUGGCGUUCAAAGUUCGCGGCUUCAUCACCAACGCGAAUUACAGCGUGAAGAAGCCGACGCUGCUGCUGUUCAUCAACCACCGUGCCGUGCACUCAACCAACAUCCGCAAGGCGCUGGACUCGGUGUACGCCGCCUACCUGCCGCGUCACACCCACUGCUUUGCAUACAUCAGUUUGGAGAUUAAGCCCGAGCACGUCGAUGUAAACGUGCAUCCGACGAAGAAGGAAGUCCACUUCCUUCACGAGGAGGACAUUGUGGAGCGGCUGCAGCAGCUCGUGAGCAAGCGUCUUGUCGGCGGAAACAUGUCGCGAACGUUUCAAACACAGAUGCUGCUGCCUGGCGCCAGCGGCCCUCGUGAUUUCCUCAACUCCUCAUCAUCAUCGUCAUCAGCAACGGCAACAGCGCGUGCCAGCGGUGAUGGCGAUGGUAGAGACGACGUGGAUGCUCGCACAGAGUCCGCACAGACACGCGCUGCUCGCGCAUCGACCGCUGCACCACCAGCAUCAGCAGCAUCCGGCCGGCGCGGCGUGCGCGAUGAUGGCGCGCGCGUUUACGAUCACGACCUCAUACGCACAGAUGCAAAGUCGCAGACACUCGACAAGUUUUUGAGCGCGUCGCAAUCGCCCGCCAUCGCUGCUGCCUCGACGCCAGGGCGUGCAAACAUGCGCAGCCCAAACACGUCAUCGCCCAUAUCGGCAAUCACCGCCAGCACCACUGCUGCUGCUACAGCUCAUGAUGAUGGUGGUGAUGAUGAUGAUGAGGAGGAGGAGGAGAUGGUAUGGGAUCCAAUACGACUCAAGAUGCGGCCAAGAACAAAGAAGAAGAAGCAGCUGACAACCACACCUGCUGGUGCUGAAACGACUACGACUUCGACUACUUCUGCAACUGCGACGCACACGGGUGCAAGCGGCCAACGCGCCCACGUGGCUCGGGAUGGCGGCGAUGGUGAUGAGUCAUCGGGGGACGUGUCGCAGCCGCCGAUCAAGCGGCCACACAUGCGGCAUGACGGUGACGAUGGUGAUGGUGAUGGCUGUGUCUCGCAGGAUGUACAAGCAACGCCCACACAGGACAGCGAUGUUGUUGUGAUUGACAGCGGCGAGCAGGACCAGAUGUCCGAUUCGUGCACACAAACACAGCAGCGCGGGAACACGGCGGCGAGUGUUGGUCGACCGUGGCCGGAAUCGCACACACAACUGACGAGCAUCCUUGAGCUGCGCGACGCCUUUGUUGAGAACCAGCACUCUGUGUUGCGGUCCAUUUUCAGGGAACACGUCUUUGUUGGUUCUGUUGAGGAUAAGCUGUUGUUGCUGCAGCACCAGCGGCACCUCUACCUCAUCAAACUACCAGAAGUCUGUCGGGUGCUGUUCAGCCAGCUCUGCCUGCGCGGGUUUGGGGACAUGAGCAGUCUCAAUUUGAAUCCCGCGGCGCCCGUUUACGAUCUCAUCCUCGCCGCUCUUGACAGUCCCGACGCAAACUGGCAGCCCGAGGACGGACCAAAACCCCAGCUCGCAGAGUUUAUCACCGAUUUCCUUAAGGAAAAGGCGGAGAUGCUGAGCGAAUACUUUGGACUGUUCGUAAACCAGGACGGAGAGCUGGAGCGGCUACCUGCGCUGCUGGACGGCCACACCCCAGAUAUGACGCGCGUGCCCACGUUCCUGCUACGCUUGGCGACGGAGGUUGACUGGGACGACGAGAAGCGAUGCUUCGAAACCGUCGCACAGGAAAUCGGGAGGUUCUAUGCAAGUUUUGACAAGGAGCAGCGGGGCGACGGCGCAAAUGUGCAGGACGACGAUCCUUCGAGCAAGCCCGUAUCCUGGCUGAUUGAGCACGCGGUGGCGCCUGCACUGCGGUCGAUGUUCUUCCCUCCGCGCUCCCUCGCAGACGAGGGCGCAAUUGUGCAAAUUGCUGAUCUCAAGGAGCUGUACAAGGUGUUUGAGCGCUGUUGACACACGUAUGCGUAGCUGCUUCCACAUGUAGUUUGUCGUUGUCUGCUUAGGCAGUUGCUGUUCUGCGAUGCUUCUCAUGUUUGUUAUGCUGGGCGCUUGUUCAAACUGACGCAUAAACGACCACGAUAACCCA